CCCUAUUCUGACUUAUGGUAGGGAGAAGGAGAGGCUGCGUCUGGAGUAGUUAGUAAGUCUCUCAUUUUUUAUAUGAAACGUGAAAUUCUUCACCUCUUAAAGUGUGCUUUAGUUUGGGCCUGAUGUUAGAUUUCCAUGGCUCUCCAUUGCAUUUUUUAAAUGUUUGAGAUAUUUUCUAUUAGUAAUCAUUUUAUAGGUGGAGCGAUGGCUACCUUGUAGUCCAUGGUUUCUAAGUAAAUUAUUUUAUUGAGUAGUCUUCUUUAGUAUAGAUGACCUCUUUGCCAUCUCUCUUUGCUAAUAAUGAUUCCCAAUGUAUUAGUAGGUUGUACACUACUGAAAGCAUCCUUCAGAAGUUCUUAAAGAGCAGAAAACAAAUUGGGUUAGUGCAACACAGCCCGCCUUGAGAGACUUCUCUCUGAGCUGGAAUGAUAAUGACAGAAUCCCGGGAAGUUAUAGACUUAGACCCUCCAGCUGAUACUUCACAGGGGCAGGAAGACCUUCUAAUAGUGAAGGUGGAAGAAGAAGACUGCACGUGGAUGCAGGAGUACAAUCCGCCAACGUUUGAGACUUUUUACCAGCGCUUCAGGCACUUCCAGUACCAUGAGGCUUCAGGACCCCGGGAGGCUCUCAGCCAACUCCGGGUGCUCUGCUGUGAGUGGCUGCGGCCAGAGCUGCACACCAAGGAGCAGAUCUUGGAGCUGCUGGUGUUGGAGCAAUUCCUAACCAUAUUGCCUGAAGAGUUCCAGGCCUGGGUGAGAGAACGUCACCCAGAAAGCGGAGAAGAGGCGGUGGCUGUGAUAGAAAAUAUACAGAGAGAACUUGAGGAACGGAGACAACAGAUUGUUGCAUAUCCUGAGGUGCUUUCCCAGAAGAUGGUACCACCUGGAGCAGUGCAGGAGUCCUUCAGUCACCAGCUCCUGGCCGUGAACACCCAGCCUGAACAAGAGCCACAGAAGCCUCAUCUUCUGGAGGAAAACGCCCUUCCUGUUCUCCAAGUUCCUCCCCUUCCCCUGAAGGACAGCCAGGAGCUGACAGCUUCACUUCUCUCAGCUGGGUCCCAGAAGUUGGUGAAAAUUGAAGAUGUGGCUGAUGUGGCUGUAUCCUUCAUCUUGGAGGAAUGGGGACAUUUGGACCAGUCCCAGAAGUCCCUUUAUAAGGAUGACAGGAAGGAGAAUUAUGGGAGUAUUACUUCCAUGGAUUAUAAGUCCAGGGACAACAAUAUGGAGCUCAUAGUAAAACAGAUUCCUGUUGAAGCUGAGUCACACUGGAUGGCAUCUGGAGGCACUGAAAGGAACGUUCCCCAGAGUCAAGAGUUUGCAGAAGUUAGUGACCUUAAGGGCAUGGUACAAAGAUGGCAGGUCAACCCCACUAUGGGGCAGUCGAGGCAGAAUCCUUUGCAGAAAAGAGAUCUCGGUGCUAUCCCAGACAUUACCCGCAAGCAGAACACAAAUGGUGAGCGAGGUCACAGGUGUAACGAUUGCGGGAAAUUUUUUCUUCAAGCCUCAAACUUUAUUCAACAUCGGCGAAUCCACACUGGCGAAAAACCAUUUCAGUGUGGCGAAUGUGGGAAGAGCUACAACCAGCGCGUGCACCUCACUCAGCAUCAGAGAGUGCACACGGGUGAGAAGCCCUAUAAAUGCCAGGUGUGCGGAAAAGCUUUCCGGGUGAGCUCCCAUCUCGUGCAGCACCACAGCGUCCACAGCGGAGAGCGGCCCUACGGCUGCAGUGAGUGCGGGAAGAACUUCGGCCGGCACUCCCACCUGAUCGAGCACCUGAAACGCCACUUCAGGGAGAAGUCCCAGAGAUGCAGCGACAAAAGAAGUAAGAAUACAAAAUUGAAUGUUAAGAAGGAAAUUUCAGAAUUUUCAGAAGCAGACAUGGAACUGUCUGGAAAAAUCCAAAGAAAUCUUUCUCAGGUUCAGGAUUUUGAAGAAGGCUUUGAACACCAAGGCAAGGUGGAUAGAAAGCAGGGGAUUCCCAUGAAGGAGAUACUAGGACAGUCCUCUUCAAAGCGGAUGAAUUACAGUGAAGCCACGUAUGUCCACAAAAAAUCCUCCACAGGAGAGAGACCACAUAAAUGUAAUGAGUGUGGAAAAAGCUUCAUUCAGAGUGCACAUCUUAUUCAACAUCAACGAAUCCACACUGGGGAGAAACCAUUUAGGUGUGAGGAAUGUGGGAAAAGCUACAACCAACGUGUGCACCUGACUCAGCAUCAGCGAGUCCACACGGGUGAGAAGCCCUAUACCUGUCAUUUAUGUGGGAAAGCCUUUAGAGUGAGGUCCCAUCUUGUUCAGCACCAGAGUGUGCACAGUGGGGAGAGACCCUUCAAGUGUAAUGAAUGUGGAAAAGGCUUUGGGAGGCGCUCACACCUUGCUGGACACCUGCGACUCCACUCAAGAGAGAAAUCCCAUCAGUGUCUUGAAUGUGGAGAAAUAUUUUUUCAAUAUGUUAGCCUCAUUGAACAUCAAGUGCUCCACAUGGGUCAGAAAAGAGAAAAAAAUGGCAUUUGUGAGGAAGCAUACAGUUGGAACUUGACAGUGAUUGAAGAUAAGAAGAUUGAAUUACAAGAGCAGCCUUAUAAGUGUGAUAUAUGUGGAAAAGCGUUUAGUUACAGUUCAGACCUUAUUCAGCAUUACAGAACUCAUACUGCAGAGAAAACCUAUAAAUGUGAUAUCUGUAGAGAAAAUGCUGGCCAAUGUUCCCACAUAAAACAACAUCAAAAAAUCUGUUCCAGCACGAAAUCCCAUCAAUGUAGUGAAUGUGGAAGAAGCUUCACUCUGAAGUCACAUCUCAAUCAACAUCAGAGAAUCCACACUGGUGAGAAGCCCUUUCAGUGUAAAGAAUGUGGAAUGAGUUUCAGUUGGAGUUGUAGUCUCUUUAAACAUCUGAGAAGCCAUGAGAGGACAGAUCCCAUAAAUACCUGAGGUUUAUAGGUAUUUCUAUUAUAAAACAACAGUUACUCAAUUUUAGAGAAGCCUUCCUGAAGAGAAGCUCCUAUAAUGAAUGUAAUAACAGCUUCAAGAAUUUUUCCAACUUAACCACCAAAUCUACAGCUAUGUUGAAAACCUUCAGUUAGAACUCAGCCUUUAGCAACACUGCGGAAUCCACAAUAAAUAGAUACCUGUUCACUUUCCCCUUUGAGAAAGCAUCUUUAUGCUUGGGAAUUGAGGCAAAAAGAGAACCUAAGGACAUGGUGGAUGAAGGAAAGCCUUCAGAUGACACUCCUUUUUCAUUUGAAAUUCAGACAGUUGACACUGGGAAAGCCUCAUGAAUGCAGUAGGAAUAAGCUUUAUUUGUAGUUUCUGCCUUGUUUGACAGCAUAUCUAUUCAGGGAAGAGCGCAGUGAAAGAAAGAACUCUUUAGCAUGAUAUAUCUGUUUUGGUACCUCAGCAAUGAACCUUUUCUAGAAGCGAUUAUCCCAACGACUAGGAUACUCUAAUCAUCAUUCUCAUCUUGAGUAUUAAACCCUUUGAAAAGAAAUU
This is a messenger RNA of Galeopterus variegatus (Sunda flying lemur), 3482 nucleotides long. It is a transcript of the gene ZKSCAN5, whose product is annotated as zinc finger with KRAB and SCAN domains 5. Gene Ontology annotation, biological process: regulation of DNA-templated transcription. The record is from RefSeq and is a predicted model, not a curated record. Lineage: Eukaryota; Metazoa; Chordata; Mammalia; Dermoptera; Cynocephalidae. Bases 426 to 2924 code for a protein of 832 amino acids. The transcript is spliced from 6 exons.